Molecule: messenger RNA, 489 nt
Organism: Colletotrichum karsti
Lineage: Eukaryota; Fungi; Ascomycota; Sordariomycetes; Glomerellales; Glomerellaceae
Exons: 1
Coding region: 1-489 (162 amino acids)
Source: RefSeq, a predicted model, not a curated record
AUGUCCUCCUACAAGUACCCUGCUACCAACCCCGAAGCCCACGACGAGGCAGUCGUCGACAACAAGGCAAACAUUGACGAAACCAUGGAGACCAUGGGUUUCAUGAACGAGUACCUCAAGGAGCAAAUUCAGGAGAUGCGCCAGAACGCAGCCAAGGCCAACAAGGCGCGCAAGGCCACGAUUCUGGCGGAUGCCGACGUCGCCGAGCGCAUCCGCCUCGCGCAGUGGGAGCAGACUUGUGAGAUGGCUGCCCAGGCCGCCGCCAUGGCCGCGGAGAACGGCCGUCUCAGCGAGGCGUACUCGCAGAGGAACAGACAUAAGGCCCGAAAGUUUCGGAAAGGCACCACGAAAAUCUGCAUUUACUGCUACAAGCGUCAUUUCGAAAACGAUGAGUGUCGGCGUCACCUCGUCCUCGACGAGUACCCGGUGCUGUUCCCCCACCUCGACCACGACGGCCGCACGGCCAAGUCUCACGUUGACGCCCCCUAA